AUGACUUCAAAGUUUCAAUUAAUAAAACUAUCAACUGUACAACAAACCCCUUCUAGCAGUAGUAAUAAUGUUCGUUUUGGCAGAAGGAUUUAUUUACAUGUUGAAACUAUGCGAGAACAUAAGUUAUGUACUGGUGACCAUGUUUUCGUCAGAAAAGAAGUUGAAAACGAGUUAGAGCAAAAGAAUACAUUCGUUGAGAUGGUCACUGUGGGUAUCGCUUGGCCAUCAUUUGCUAUUAAAAAAAACCAGAUCCAAUUAAAUACAUUGCAACGUGAAAAUGCCAAUCUUGAGGUUGAUGAUAUCGCGAUUUUGUCGCGUAUAAAAAGUUUCAUCGUAAAUGCAUCUAGAAUUGUACUGAAACCAUUAGGAAAUGUCGAUUUUCCUAUCGAUCAAAUGUUGAAUAUUUUUGCAAAAGAAAUUUUAAUAGACCUUAAAUAUUUAAUGAAAGGCAAUCGCGUAGAAUUUCAAUAUCAUGGAACAAUAAGAAGUUUUCAUGUGGAAGAUGUAAAUCCUGUGAAAGAUGAGAAUGCUAUGGAAGAUGGUUGCUUAGAAAUUGGUUUAUAUCCCGUUUGCCGAGAUACAUCUGUUGUAAUUUUACCACACAAUGUUAGUAAAGAUAGAAAUGUAAACGAUAAAUUUCCUGAUGUUGGCUAUGAUUCAAUUGGUGGACUAACAGAACAAAUUAAAAUAAUUCGUGAGAUGGUAGAAACUCCUCUAAAGAAUCCCGAGUUAUUUACUCAAUUUGGUAAUUCCAUAAUGAUUGAAUUGUCACUAAAAAGUUCAAAUCGUACUAACGCAUCAAAUAUUUAUUUAGGAUUACGGCCACCCAAAGGAAUCCUUUUAUAUGGGCCUCCGGGAACUGGAAAAACGUUAAUUGCACGUGCAGUUGCAACAGAAACAAAAUCCCAUGUUAUUUGUGUGAAUGGUCCCGAAAUAAUUAGUAAAUUUUAUGGGGAAACUGAAGCAAAGUUAAGAAAUAUAUUUGACCAAGCGACUGAAAAUGCACCUUCAAUUAUUUUUAUUGACGAAGUUGACGCGUUAUGUCCUAAACGCGAUGAGGCAAGUAAUGAAUCGGAAAAACGCAUUGUAACAACAUUACUCACUUUAAUGGAUGGGAUCACUAACAAAAAAAAUCAUGAAACGCAACAUGAUCGUGUUGUAGUUAUUGGAGCAACAAAUCGUCCAAAUGCUUUAGAUCAAGCAUUGCGAAGGCCAGGAAGAUUUGACCGCGAAAUUGAAAUUACGAUUCCAAAUGCUAUUUCGCGAUGUUCUAUUUUAUCGACUUUAUUGAAAAAAAUCCCAAACACUCUUACAAUCGAAGAAAUAAAUGCAUUAUCGUCUAAAUCGCAUGGUUAUGUUGGUGCAGAUCUGGCAGCUACUUGUCGAGAAGCCGGAUUAAAGGCCAUUAAAAGGUGUAUAAAGGGAAAUAAACGAGAUGAUGUAAAAGUUAACAUGCAAGAUAUGGAAGCUGCUAUGGCUGAAAUUCGGCCAAGUGCUAUGCGAGAAAUUCUCUUAGAAGUUCCUAAAGUAUAUUGGUCAGAUAUCGGUGGCCAACAAGAAAUCAAACAGAAACUAAAGGAAUCAAUUGAAUGGCCAUUACAACAUCCCGAGGCCUUUCUAAGGUUAGGCAUAAGACCUCCAAAAGGUAUAUUAUUGUAUGGACCUCCAGUAUGUAGUAAAACCCUUAUGGCCAAAGCUUUGGCGACUGAAGCUGGUUUGAAUUUUAUCGCUGUGAAAGGUCCUGAGCUUUUCAGUAAAUGGGUUGGUGAAUCAGAGAAAGCAGUUCGUGAAGUAUUUCGUAAAGCACGUGCAGCCUCUCCUUCGAUCGUUUUCUUUGACGAAAUUGACGCUUUAACUGUUAAACGUGGUAUUGGUAUAGAAAGUGGUACUUCAGUUGCAGAUCGAGUUCUAUCUCAAUUAUUAAAUGAAUUAGAUGGAAUUGAACCGUUAGUAAAUGUAACUGUUGUAGCUGCAACUAAUCGUCCAGAUAUUAUAGAUAAUGCGUUAUUAAGACCUGGACGAUUUGAUCGGAUCUUAUAUGUAAGUCCACCUGAUUUACAAUCCAGAAAAGAAAUUUUUCGAAUUCAAUUAAAAAAAAUGUCACAUGCUAAAGUUGUCAACGUUGAAGAAUUAGCAACAAAGACCGAUAAAUGUUCUGGUGCUGAAAUUGUGGCUAUAUGUCAAGAAGCAGCUUUAUAUGCUAUGGAUGAAGAUCUUGAGGCUAAGGAGGUAAGGAAUGAUCAUUUCUUUAAAGCGAUUUCUUCGUUUACACGUCGUAUUACACCUGAAAUGAUUAAAUUUUAUGAUGAUUAUCGAGAAAAAUUCGAAAAAAAUUAA
Funneliformis caledonium is the source of this 2337-nucleotide messenger RNA. NCBI's taxonomy places the organism in Eukaryota, Fungi, Glomeromycota, Glomeromycetes, Glomerales, Glomeraceae. The record is from the annotation of a GenBank genome assembly.